This is a messenger RNA of Daucus carota subsp. sativus, 1390 nucleotides long. Its product is annotated as protein DMP9. Gene Ontology annotation, biological process: endomembrane system organization. The record is from RefSeq and is a predicted model, not a curated record. Lineage: Eukaryota; Viridiplantae; Streptophyta; Magnoliopsida; Apiales; Apiaceae. Bases 466 to 1158 code for a protein of 230 amino acids. The transcript has a single exon.
UUAAGAUAUGCUGACAAUUAACUAUUUAAUAUAGAAAUUACUCAUAUACUUGUUGAUAAAUACAACUUGAAGGUUUAAUAAAGUUAAUAAACUAACAUUUCCUAGUUGUAGAAACAUUAAUCUUAGUAUAUCUUCUAAUUUACUAGGUGAGUCGAUCUGAAAACUCAGAACUAACAAUGGGAUGAACCUUCACCGUUCCAUCCAUUGAGGUGUGGUUUGGUACUUUGGUUUGUAAAGUUAAUGUAUAGGCCCAUAAGCAGUGUACUGAUAAAAGCGUUUGGAUCCAAUUAAGUGUCUUUUAAAUUUUUAACUGGGUCAUGAGAGCCGUUAUGUUCAACGAUUGAAAAUCAAUAACCGCUAAUAACUGCCACAACUUCAAAUUUACAAACCAACAUAUAUAACUUGUUCAAACACAGACAACCUCAUACAAUCAAUUCAUUUGUCAAUCAAUCACACCCCUCUUGUAUGCCUGAGUUACACAAAAGAACGAGAAAAACCAGAAGCAAAAUGGAUCAAACUGAGCAAAGUGUUGGAAUCAGAGUCUACUCCUCCAGCCCUCAACAAAAUCUUGAUCCCACAGUAACCGUUGAUCCUUCUGCCAAUAAUGCUGGUGGCCGCAAACGCCGUAUAGUGGCCCAAGGCGUGCAGAACACCAUCUCGAAAACCUCGAUGCUUGUAAACUUCCUGCCAACAGGAACUUUACUCACUUAUGAAAUGGUCAUUCCUUCUAUUUACCAUAACGGUGAAUGCUCCUCUGUCACAACCAUGAUGAUUUACUUCUUGUUGGCGCUUUGCUCGCUUUCGUGCUUUUUCUUCCACUUUACAGACAGUUUCCGCGGUCCAGAUGGGAAAGUUUACUAUGGUAUUGUGACGCCUAAUGGUUUGUCCGUGUUUAAGCCUGGUUUGGAUGUUGAAGUGCCUAAAGAGGACAGGUACAAGGCCGGGGUUACGGACUUUGUGCAUGCCUUUCUCUCUGUCCUGGUGUUUGUGGCUAUAGCCUUUUCGGAUUAUAGGGUUACUAAUUGUGUGUUUCCAGGGCGUGAGAAGGAUAUGCAUGAAAUGAUGGAGAGUUUUCCGUUGAUGGUUGGAAUUAUUUGCAGCAGUUUGUUUCUUGUGUUUCCUAAUAGCCGAUCUGGUAUUGGAUGCAUGACUGCUUGACGUUGUCAUUAAAUAGUCAAGACAUCGUCUAUGAAAUUAUUAUUAAGGUUCAUAUGUACUUUCGUUAUCAUUUACAGUGGUAGGAUCAGUGUAUCGAUGUAAUGUUGAUGCUUAUUAAUAAGUCUAUGAUGUUUACCUGUUUCUGUAUUUCUAUCUGUCACUAGUUCCUGUUUACAGUUCUUCGUUAGAACUUCUGCGCUGAAAUCUGAAAUGUUAUACCGGCUAUUCAUAU